Aphidius gifuensis is the source of this 873-nucleotide messenger RNA. RefSeq names its product leucine-rich repeat protein soc-2 homolog. The transcript has a single exon. The coding region runs from base 1 to 873 and encodes 290 amino acids. Lineage: Eukaryota; Metazoa; Arthropoda; Insecta; Hymenoptera; Braconidae. Gene Ontology annotation, molecular function: protein binding. The record is from RefSeq and is a predicted model, not a curated record.
AUGUAUUCAAAACUUUACGAUUUUACAAGUUCUUAUUAUGAAAUAUGGGCACUUAUUGCCACGCAUAGUGAAAAACUCGAGUUAUCUGGACAAAUAUCAUCAAUUGGUAGAAAUGCAUUUAAAGAUUUAGAUGUUCGAACAUUUUUGAAAACGUUAAUUUUUCAUAAAACAGACGGUGUAUUCAUGAUCUACCCAGAAUCAUUCGUAGGCUUGACAGAAUUAGAGAAUUUGGAAUUAGAUGUUGGACCAAUUUUACUUCAAGCUCAUUUACUUAAUGGUUUAUCAUCUCUUAAAUUUCUGAAAAUUGAAGUAAUCGAAACUUUCCAAUACUUGAGUCAAGUAUUGGCACCUCUUUCAAAUUUGAAAACUAUUGACAUUGUAGGAAAUCGUUCUGUGGGCAUUUGUCAAAAUGUAUUUUCAUCUAAAAUACCACAUUCGUUGACUGACAUUCGCUAUAUAAACGGUCCACUUAAAGAGCUACAAGCAAAUUCAAUGACUUGCAUUCCGCAACUUGAAAAAUUCACGAUAACACAUACACAGUUAAGUACCAUUCAAGCUGGUGCAUUUAUAUCAAUGAAUAAUCUUAAAUACGUAAACUUGGCAUACAAUCACAUAAAAAUGAUUCCAAGAGCUCCUUUUAAAGGUCUUAGAUGUAAUUUUCUUCAUUUGUCACACAACAAAAUUGAUAGAAUAGAAUAUGAAGCACUCAAACAUACCGACAUAAAAAAUAUGUACGUAUUUAAUAUUACUUCUAAUGUCAAAGUCAAUAUGAAAUUCUGGGGCUUACCAAAAUCAACUCAUGUUUAUUACGAGGCUGAUGAAGAUGAACAUUAUAGAGUUCAUUUCAAACACCCCAAGUCACAAUGGUCAUGA